UUUAUCAUUUAAUUUUUGGACUAAUUGUGCCUUUCACGGAAAUACCAAUAUGAACCAUACGUCUGAAGAGCAUCUUAAGUAUCAUAAAACUGAUAAGUUUGAAAGUAUAGAUGAUAAAAGAAAAGUAAAGCGAUUUUGAUAUUUGCAUUGAUUUCAAACGUCAAGUGUGUGUAAAAUAUUUAAUUGGUUUGAAGAUUUACGUGUUCUUAAACAUCCGUUUUUCCAAGAUUCUUAUUUUCCUAAAAAUUCUCUUAUUGUGUAAAUCAGAUGAAUUACUCAUUCGAAAAAAGACAAGAGAAGAAUUCGCGGGUAAAGAUAUAUAACUUUAAUAUUGUGAUGACUAGUGUUAAAUUUUAUUCAUAGGAUUUAAGAAUGAAAACAAUGUAAUUUGAGAACUACAAAACUUUAAUGUAUAGUUAUUCAGAAAAUUGUCACACCGCUCUGAUACUUUAAAUAUAGUUUCAGGCAUAGAAGAGUUCAAAACACUGUACUAUAUUGGUUUUGUUAUCACCUUGGAUACUAAGUAUGAAUGUUUGAUGAGAUACGGUGAGAAAUUGGACAUGCAAGUAUAGAUACUGCGUCAUUCUAACAAUGUUUGAUACAGACACCGGAAUUAACAUUAAGGUAUUUUGCAUACGCUAGCAAAAGCCAGUGCGAGUGAAUUCACCGAUGUUAAAUAUAAUCUCAAACAUACACAGAUAAAAAUAAUAUGUUUUACGAACAAAGAUUUGUUAUAUGACGCGUUUAUGAAUAACGGAUGUAAGAAAAAGGCACACCAAACAUGGAACAAGAUACAAAGUUUUCGCGGUUUAUGUUCCACCUUAAAUUUUCGCAGACUGAAGACUAUUUGCAUGAACAUGAACUUUACGAAGUAAUGAGAUCAAGAAACUUGUACCAAACUCAGUUCGGAGUGCGGUCUAAUUUCAAAAAGAUUAUGAGGAAUCUUUCUAAAGAUGAAAGGCAAACAAGAUAUGGCUUCGAAAACACGAGGAAAUUAUUCGUUCAAAAAAUGAAAGAAAGACGAGAACAGAUUGAUAAACUUCGUGAUAGUACUAGCAAUAAAUUGAACAGUCUUUCAACAACGCAGGAAAAAUGUAAAAAGAUAGAACGCCAGUAUGUACCAUUGCCACAAUCAACAAUUGUUUAUACGGCGUUCCCGCCGAUUGAAUCCCGGGAACCAGAAACAAUAUAUGUACAGCCCCUUUCGCAAGAAAAUAAAGACAAACCUGAUGAUGCAACGUUACUACCACCUGCACCUUCACCAAGUAUGGUUGCAACUGUUUUUACCGAUGAUAGAAACGUAAAGAAGGAAAAGUCCUUACUGACAGAUGAUCAGAGACCAAGAGAGCAGUUUUACACGACAAACGUACUCGUUGCUGGAAAAACAGGACCACAGACUGUAACAACAAAACUGGUAAGAUCUAAGAAAGCUACUAGCAAUGAAGACAGCGAACCAGUUGCAGAAAUGAUUGAACAUGAAGAUCUAAAGGAUCAUUUAAAACGAUUAAAACUAGAGGGAAACGGAGAAAAUGAAGACAAGUUUAAUGACGAUUUUGAACAGAAAACAAAACUAGGUGAGGGAGAAGCACAGGUGUCAACAGUUUAUUUGAUUAACAAAAUUCCUAAACGAUUUACACUACGAAAAUCAUCAAUGAUACCAACUGAGUCAAAAGUAAAAUUUUGGGCUGAAAAGCAUGGCAUCAUAGAAAGUAAAGCUAAUCUGAGAAAAGAGGCAGAUUUCCAACGCAUGCUUAUUGAUCGUCCGUCUAAAUGGACUAUGAAUAAUUGUUACGAUGAUAUGGUGCAGUCAAAAAUCCUUGAUAUGAGGUUAAAAUAUUCGAGGAGGAUGGUGACUGACAGUUUCAGAAGAAAAUCGCGACAGUUAGAUCAUUUGUCAGAGAAACUGAUGCUUAAGCAAAGAAUAUCUCUACCAGAAUUGAACACAGCACCAAGACCAAUGGUGUCGCUUGAUCCAGGCGGAACCACGCCAGAUGGAAGACUAAUUUUAACAAAGGCUGAUUAUGAAGAAUAUCUUUCAGAUUACAAGAAGGCGAGAAAUGUGAGACUUGAAAGAUCAAAGAAGAGAAAUCGUUUGUUAGAAAAGAGAAUUGAAAACUUCAUACUGGAGCCGAAACUUUGUUUGAGAGAUGACACAUCCUUGCGAGCUUCAAUGCACACGAUUUGAACAUAGUACUUAUAUAUUUUAGGUACUAAUUGUAAUAAUAAUGUUAAUUUCAACUCACAUGGAGUAGAUACUUUAACUUUUCUUGGUAUUACCGUUACAAUAUGCUGAUAAAUAAACUUAAAUUUGAUAGACUUCGAAAAAUAUGGGUCCGAUAUGUCUGUAUUUCUUGUUAUCGUCUUGAUGAAAAGUCAAAUCAAAGAUCUAAAUGUAGCUAAACAUUAUGUACAUAAAGAGUCUACCGGCUGUAUGCCCAGCCGACUAUCGUGUUUUAUCACAGGGAUGAUAUAUGUGCUUUUGUGUAUUAAUGUCUGCAGACGCCUGGGGGUUUGUAGGUGACCGAGACCAUAGGUAGAGGUCACUAACAUAAAUCUGGGAUUGUUUAGAUGUUAAUACUGAAACAAAUUUAUCAUGUUGCUCAGGUGAUGAGUCUUUCAUUCGUGCACAACUUUUUAUUUCCAUUCUGGUUGUUCUUGAAAAAGUGGUCAGCAUGUUUUGAACACCCAUAACCGGGGCGCAAAACAAAAAAACAUGUAUGAUCAUUGUCGCGCGAUAAUGUUUAUUUCUCUAUAAUUACAAACAUGACAUAGACGAUUCUUUUCCAUAUCAUUUAAACAUUUGGUAAACAUGAACACAAUUCAUAAAUAAUAUUCUUUAUUGGAAUUAUUUUGAGAACGGUACCGAAUUAGUCUACUCCCAAAGUUUAUCUUGUGAGUAAUUAAAUAAAAGCAUACCGCUUAACAAUUGAUAAAUCGCACAAAAUUACAAUGGGAGUAUGCAGGUAAUACCUGGGGCGGAUCUAUAUGGGAAAAUGGCGGUACUUUGGGGUUGGUAACUAACACUGGAUUGCACAUUUCAUGCUACAAAAAGAAAUUUUGUAUAUAAAAAGUCUUGUUUUUAUAUUAGUUUUCUUUCGUACGUGUCUAGAUCCAAUAAAAAUGGCAGUUUCAAUACAGAAAUAUGAGUUGUAAAAUGCAAAAUACGAAAUUAUUAAACUCACAUUCACUUUUUGCUUUUUCCUGUGUUUGUGUAAAGAAUUAGUAUUUAUAAAUUCAUUUGCCUGAAAAAACGGUUACUUUAGUUCUACUCUCGGCAAUAAUUCUCUACGCCAUGUGCAAACACAUUGGUAUGUUUUUUAUUCAUUUUUUGUUCUCAAAGGUAUAUAAUAUCAAAAUUAUAAAACGAUGCUGUGAUGAUAAUUUCGAUGAGGAUUCAUUUUAUUCAAUGAUUGUGACCCUUGAAGCUUAGCAUAAAUUUUCGCAGUAAUAAAAGCUUGAAGCACCAUGAUGAAAAUAAUAACCAAAAACAACUAUUUUAAAUAAUUAUCUUCUUUAAAGUUUUGUCAAUGUAGUUUCAUAAUAUCAAUUACAUAUUCGUUUUAAAACAUUACUAAAUAACACACCUUAGAUGUUCCAAAAAAGAAGUGACUACUCUAUAGUUGAAAAUGUAUUUCCAUGGUGUUGAUGAAAUAUAGUAUAAUUAUUAAUAAAAGGAUGUGAGUUUUCAGGUUUUUAGAUUUAUUCAGUCAGUAAAUACGCGUAACAGCAAUAUUCAUAGGAACAUUUCCAGAGGGUGUUAUUUUUUAACAUAUUAUUUUUCAUAUUUGUAACUUAACAUCUCAAUUGUUUAUAUGAAAUACAGAAGAAACUGGAUACAUAAACUGUAACCACGUGAAUGAAAACCUUACCAACAGGCUAUUAAACUUAUUGAAUAUGUCUGCUUUUGACAAAAGGUGCUAUGAUUUUACAAUUUAUGGGCGGAGGGGUUAACUGAGUCUUUGUCCUCUAAACAACUUAAAGAUUUUACUUGUAGUUACAGGAUACACACCUUUUUCAAGGGUCUUUUUUUUUUUUUUUUUUUUUUGUCUUUUUUUUUUUUUUGAUAAGGUUUAUGUCAGUUAGUUCGAAUUAAAAUCGCGAGAGUUACAAACUUUGUUAAUUGUUUCCACCUAAUAACUUGAGUAUUUGUAAUUCCUAAAUUAACAUAAAGAACACGUUACUCUAUAUCAUAUAUCACAUUUAAUAACCAGGAUUUCAGGAAGUGAUGUUUCGGCCGUGUCCGCUUAAUAGUUACUAGACCUUACGCAAACUUUUACAGAAAGUAUUAAAUUGCAUGUUUUGAGGCUAUUUUGCCAAAGAACACGGUUAUCCACAAAUGAAACUGGAUAUGAAAGGAGGAAUUUAACAAUCAAGAAAUCAUAUUGUGUCCCAAGUGUUGAACUGAAUAUGAAUCUGUAUUUUCAAAUAUGGCAUUGAUUCCUAACUAACAUAAUACGUUUUUAUUUCGUCAGCCAUUUCUUGUCACGACCAUCUGAUAAGUUUAAACCCAUGCAUAUAUACUAAUACUGUUCAUGUAAAAUACCUGAUAGAAAGACCCUCUACCUCUGAUUCAUGUGGGGCAGUUGCAGUUACUUACGGAGAACAGGUUUGUACUGGUACAGAAUCCAGGAAUACUGGUUAGGUUAACUGCCCGCCGUUACAUGACUAAAAUACUGUUGAAAAACGGCGUUAAA
Molecule: messenger RNA, 4694 nt
Organism: Mercenaria mercenaria
Lineage: Eukaryota; Metazoa; Mollusca; Bivalvia; Venerida; Veneridae
Exons: 1
Coding region: 782-2185 (467 amino acids)
Source: RefSeq, a predicted model, not a curated record